CCCUCCCAUUCCGCAAGCGAAAACAGAACUCGCACUUUUUUUCUUCUUCCUCUUCUUGUUUUCUCGCGCAAUCCGUCUACAAGAUCAAGAUGUCGAUCACUCCCUUCGACUUCGGUAGUCGGUUAGGAGGCCUUCUCGAUCCCUUCUCCAUCGGUCCCUGGGACCCCUUCGAGGACUUCCCCUUCGAGUCUCGCCUCGUCUUCCCUCGCUUCGGCGAGGACUUCGCCUUCACGGCUGCCGCUGGCGCCCGCGUCGACUGGAAGGAAACCCAGGAGGCGCACGUCUUCAAGGCCGAUCUCCCCGGCCUGCGCAAGGAGGACGUCAGGGUGGAGGUGGAGGACGGCUCGGUCCUCCACAUCAGCGGCGAGCGCAGCCGCGAGCGCGAGGAGAAGACCGACACCUGGCACCGAAUCGAGCGCAGCAGCGGUAAAUUCCAACGCAGAUUCCGCCUGCCGGCUAACGCCAAGGCGGAUCAGGUCAAGGCAGCCAUGGAAAACGGCGUGCUUACCGUUACCGUGGCCAAGGAAGGGGUCAAGAAGCCCAGCGUCAAGUCCAUCGAGAUUUCCGGUUAGUUUCGAGAUUCAGACGUGUGUCUGCCUCGCUACUGCAUCAGAUGCCUAUAUGCUUGCUUCCUUAUGUGCGUUUGUGCUUUUGCUGUUCUUCCUUUUGGGUGAUCUAUCCAGAUCUAUCCACGGUAGUCUACGAUGAUGCUUUAAAUAAAUAGUGUACAAAUCUGUCUAAUUUUGUGUUCUUGGAGUAUUUCGGUUUAAUGAUGCGAGCUGAGCUCUUGAUAA
Messenger RNA from Zingiber officinale, 794 nucleotides. Its product is annotated as 18.1 kDa class I heat shock protein-like. Lineage: Eukaryota; Viridiplantae; Streptophyta; Magnoliopsida; Zingiberales; Zingiberaceae. Gene Ontology annotation, biological process: protein folding; response to salt stress; response to heat. The transcript has a single exon. The record is from RefSeq and is a predicted model, not a curated record. Bases 90 to 572 code for a protein of 160 amino acids.